UUGAAAGUAAAUGGCGCAUGAAGUCUUGUGGUAGCUCUCCAUGGGUUAAGCUGGACUUCAAGUGUAUUCAACUGGAACGAUUUAUUUUCGAUAACCUAUAAGAAACAAUAUCAGCUGGCUGUCCCACAGACCAGAGACAGGAUUGUACCCACUAUCGAUUGCUCUAUUCCUAUUGGGAAGCCGUUUUUUCAUCGCCUGCACAUCAGUACGGGAACAGCUUCUUGCAGACAUGCAGGCGAUGUGGUGCUGUCUUCCUGUGCUCCUUGCUGUUCUGUACAGCAUGGCUGGAAUGGGAGAAAGUACAAGUGCAAAACCAGAUACAACUGAACCAACUUCUGUUGUAACAACUGCUGACGUACUGGGACGAAGCACAAGGCAAACGCUGGAGACAUCUCGCUCAACCUCCAUUGUAACACGUGUCAGUGCACUGCAGAGCACAAGGGCAACUUUGCAGACAACUGAUUACACUGAACAAACUUCUGUUGUAACAAGUGCCAAAGUACAGGGACAAACCACAAGUGAAACUCUGGAGUCAUCUCAUCCAACAGAGCCAACUUCUGGAGUGACCCAAAACCCAACCAGUUUACCAGCUCCUUCAACUCCGUAUCUAACCAGUGCACGUGCAGAAGAUACAACUGAAAGUCCUGUCCAAUUCACUUCCACAACAGAUCCCCCAACCACAAGAACUUCCAGCUACUCCACAGAAGAGUAUCUGAUUCAAACAACCCAAGGUGUCAGUUCUUCUCAACAACCUACUACUGAUGUGAUGGAAUUGUCUACCUCUCCUGGACUUAAAGAAGAGACCAGUGUCAGCCAGGAGCCCACCGUCACUAAUAGAUCUGAGCAAUGGACAACAGCUGACCCUGCAAGUGUGUCUGAAGUCACAUCGUUCUCUACUCCAGUCACCAAUAUUUCAGAGGCUGACGGGAUUCUUGGUUCAGGUGUAAAAGGGAAAACACAAUCUCCUCCAACCAGCACGAUUACUUCUACAACAAUGCACUCAACAACUACUGCUGCCACUCCCAGUAAAGCAAGUGGAAGCAAGAUGACAACAGCAAUUCCCAUUGUCAAUGACGUCACCAAAGUCACCGCCAAAAAUUACAAUAGACUUACAACCGCUCAAGCGGCAACCAAGAAAAUUAGUCUCAUCACUCAGUGCCUCAUAGUGAUUGCCAUCCUGGCAGGCGUCUGUACCAUCUUUGUCAUCUGUACCAUCGUCCUGUGCACCAAGCUCUCUACCCAAAGACACAACUACAGGGUUAACCAGAUGAAUGGCACCGAACUGAUAUGCAUUUCUGCUCUACUGCCUGAAGAAGAAAGAAAGAUGAGGAAAAAACUGCGCCCAAAACGGUUAAGAGAUUUGAGGGAAACUAUGACUGGGCAAGCCAGCGACACUGACGACGAUGACCUUACCCUCCAGAGCUUUGUGACUGAACACUAGAGCUCCCCAUUAACCUGUGGGCACAGAGACAGCCUCCUAGCCCUAAGGUAAUUACACAGCAACUGGAUGAACCAAAUAUCAAGCUUUGAUUAACAAUAUGAAGUAUCUCUGCAGACUGAGAUCUGAAAGGUAUCGAGGAGUGAUGGUUUUCUCUAUAUUGUGUUCUUUUGGACUUCCUGAUUUAUACUGCUCUUGCAAGGCUUUUGUUAUGAGCAAACCUGACUCAGCUGACAUCUGACUCCAGAGAUCAGGUUGCUACGCAGAACUUACAUGCUCUCAACACAUUUUUAAAACAUCCUAGGUAUAAAUAUUUUGUUUUAAGUGGACUUGCUUCAUUGAGGACAAUGAUAAUUGGAGGCAAAGUGUUGAUUAUAGAUUAAGUCUCAAGCAUUCCUGAGGUCUUUGUGAAGAAACUUAGCACACUGAAGAGUUUCCUCUGUGGCCUAGCCAGUCCCCUGACCCUAGGGACCAAUUCUCUUAGAGAUGGCAUUGCGGCAAAGGGGUUAACUUAAUAAACUUAAAAAGGUUUUUGAUAAGGUGAAAGAUAAAGAUCUGCUUAAUUCAUUUAUGAGUCAGAGCUGACAAUACUGACUAUUGACCACUGAUCAGUUUAGUAGGUACAUUUUUUUCACUGAUGGGGAAAUGAAGGCCUCUGGAUGAGGCCUGGGGCAGAUCAAACACGGCCAUACUGAAUGGCAAGGAAGACUUGAAGGGCCGAGUGGCCCACUCUGGCUCCUACUUUCUUGGCAGGAAGACCUGCUGAAGGAAGUAGUAACGUCUCCGCACUUUCUAAGAUAGAGUGACACAGAACUUCAAAGCUGUGGGAUUCGUUUCGGAUUCAGUGCCACGGGUGACCUGCCUUUCUGGAGGUUUGAAAAUGUGGUGGAAUUGCCGAGCAACAACAGGAACAAAGUGUUAUAAAAACAAUCAACUCCUCUGCAAUAAACUAAUCAUCUUUAAAUAAAUACCACUCAGUAAUCCCACCAAUUCUUGUCCUUCAGCACCGCUGUCUGCCAUGCCACACUCGUACUGGGAAAGCAGCCGCAAGCAUCACUGAGCCGGACAAAGGACACAAAAAUCUAAAGAGUCCCCUCCUGUGCCAAAAGAUACUGAGGCCUGAAUAGAUACAUUGAAAGUCUGACCUGCUUGUGGAUUCUGCAGAAGUUUGCAUACUGCCUCAUCUUGAUCUAGAACAAGUCUUUUAGCACUUUUAUCAGGGGGCUGGCUGAAGAUCACCCCAUUCUGAAAGGUGUAAGCAAUGUGCAGUCUGGUCUCUGGAUGGCCCUGUAGGGGAAUCAGCAUUUCAGCUGCUCUACAAAGUAGGACUGAAUUGAAAAGAUGAAAUGUGCUUGUUGCAAAUUAUCAGUAAACUGUACAGCUCUGAAACAGCGGGCCUCACAAGCAUCUCUUAAUAAAAUACGACAGCACCAGUCUCUCUCUGAGUUUCGUUUUGAUGGAAGGGUUUUUUUGUCAGCCAUUGUUAUAUGGGGCAAAAUCCCCAAGCAUUCUGAACUCUGGUUUUCAGACUAAACCUGAAAUUGUGAACUGGGACCAGAUUUGAGUUUCAGAUAAACCUCUUAUUUUAAGCUUCUCGAAAGGAAAUGGGUGUUUCUGGAAAGGUACCCCCCUAGUUGCUUGAACCACCUUGGUGAGAAACAGGGGACCUUCCAUUGAGGGUGCUUGGUGCUGGGAAGUGUGUCCCUGAAUUUGGACCCAGUGAUAAAAGAUGCCGUGUGACAGUGUCAUAACGGUUAGCUUGGCACUCUACAAUGCCAGUGACCAGUGUUUGAUUUGCACCGCUGUUUCUAAGGAGUUUGCACAUUCUCCCCGUGACUGAAUAGGUUGACACCAGCUGCUCUGGUUCUCUCCAACAAUCCUAAGAUGCAUGGGUUAGGGUUAAUAAGUUUGUGGACAUGCUAUGUUGGUGCUGGGAGACUGGAGAUAUUUGCGGGCUGCCCUCAGAACAUCUCAGACUACGUUGGCUGUUAAUGCAGAAACAGGGCAUUUCCCUGUAUAUUUUGAAGCUUGAAUGUAUAUGUGACAAAAAAAGCAAAUGUCAUCUAGAGGAAACCUGGACGAUUCCUUGUUUCUGCUGCUUCAGAGUGGUCGGCUAUGUAUAGAACCAAAAGAAAUGGAGGAGAUCUUAAAUGGAUUUUUUGUGUCUGUAUUUACUAAGGAAACUGGAAUGGAGUCAAUGGAAAUAAGGCAAACAAGGAGUGAGGUCAUGGAACCUAUACAGAUUUGCUAUCUUGAGGCAAAUCAGAGUAGGUAAAUCCCCGGAACCUGACAGGGUAUUCCCUCGGACCUUGAAGGAAACUAAUGUUGAAAUUGCAGGGGCCCUGGCAGAUAUAUUUAAAAUGUCGGUAUCUACAGGUGAGGUGCUGGAGGAUUGGAGGAUAUCUCAUGUUGUUCCGUUGUUUAAAAAAGGCUCUAAAAGUAAUCUGGGAAAUAAUAGGCUGGUAAGUUUGACGUCAGCAGUAGGUAAAUUAUUGGAAGAAGUACUAAGAGAUAGGAUCUACAAGUAUUUAGAUAGACAGGGACUCAUUAGGGAGAGUCAACAUGGCUUUGUGCAUGAUAGGUCAUGUUUAACAAAUCUAUUGGAGUUUUUCGAGGAGGUUACCAGGAAAGUGGAUGAAGGGAAGGCAGUGGAUGUUGUCUACAUGGACUUCAGUAAGGCCUUUGACGUGGUCCUGCAUGGGAGGUUAGUUAUGAAGAUUCAGUCACUAGGUAUACAUGGUGAGGUAGUAAAUUGGAUUAGACUUUGGCUCAAUGGGAGAAGUCAGAGAGUGGUAGUGGAGGAUUGCUUCUCUGAAUGGAGGUCUGUGACUAGUGGUAUGCUACAGGGAUCAGAGCUGGGUCCAUUGUUAUUUGUCAUCUAUAUCAAUGAUCUGGAUGAUAAUGUGGUAAAUUGGAUCAGCAAAUUUGCUGAUGAUACAAAGAUUGGAGGUGUAGUGGACAGUGAGGAAGGUUUUCAAAGCCUGCAGAGGGAUCUGGACCAGCUGGAAAAAUGGGCUGAAAAAUGGCAGAUGGAGUUUAAUACAGACAAGUGUGAGGUAUUGCACUUUGGAAGGACAAACCAAGGUAGAACAUACAAGGUAAAUGGUAGGACACUGAGGAGUGCAGUAGAACAGAGGGAUCUGGGAAUACAGAUACAAAAUUCCCUAAAAGUGGUGUCACAGGUUGAUAGGGUAGUAAAGAGAGCUUUUGGUAUAUUGGCCUUUAUAAAUCAAAAUAUUGAGUAUAAGAAUUGGAAUGUUAUGGUGAGGUUGUAUAAGGCAUUGGUGAGGCCGAAUUUGGAGUAUUGUAUGCAGUUUUGGUCACCAAAUUACUGGAAGGAUAUUAAUAAGGUUGAAAGAGUUCAGAGAAGGUUUACAAGGAUGUUGCUAGGACUUGAGAAAAUGAGUUACAGAGAAAGGUUGAAUAGGUUAGGACUUUAUUCCCUGGAGCGUAGAAGAAUGAAGGGAGACUUGAUAGAGGUAUAUAAAGUUAUGAUGGGUAUAGAUAGAGUGAAUGCAAGCAGGCUUUUUCCACUGAGGCCAGGGGAGAAAAAAAACCAGAGGACAUGGGUUAAGGGUGAAGGGGGAUAAGUUUAAAGGGAACAUUAGGGGGAGCUUCUUCACACAGAGAGUGGUGGGAGUCUGGAAUGAGCUGCCAGAUGAAGUGGUAAAUGUGGGCUCUCUUUUAACAUUUAAGAAAAACUUGGACAGGUACAUGGAUGCGAGGUGUAUGGAAGGAUAUGGGCUAGGUGCAGGUCAGUGGGACUGGGCAGAAGAAUAGUUCAGCACAGUCAAGAAGGGACAAAAGUCCUGUUUCUGUACUGUAAUGUUCUAUGGUUCUAACAUAAGAAAUAAUGAGCAGGAGUAGGCCAUCUGGCCCAUCGAGCCUGCCCCACCAUUCAUUAAGAUCAUGGCUGAUCUGUCUGUGUAUUCAACUCAUCUACCUGCCUUUUCCCCAUAACCCUUAAUUCCCUCACUAUGUAAAAAUCUAUCUAACUAUAUCUUAAAAAUACUUAGUGAAGAAGCCUCAACUGCUUCCCUGGGCAGAGAAUUCCAUAGAUUCACCACUCUCUGGGAAAGAACAGUUUCUCCUCAUCUCCGUCCUAAAUCUUCUCCUCUGAAUCCUGAGGCAAUGUCCCCUAGUUCUAGUCUCCCCUACCAAUGGAAACAACUUUCCUACUUUUACCUUAUCUAUCCCUUUCAAAAUUUUAUAUGUAAAUUUUGUCCUUUCAAUUGAUGCAGUCAUGAGUUUGAGAUGUUCUAUUGCGGUAAUAAAGGUGAGUAACAAUGGUACACUUUGUUAAGGUCCUGCUGACAGAACAUGGAAGCUGUACAAGGAGUGGGUGUGGCAGCCUUUCCAUUCUUCAUCUUCUGAACUUCUUAUUGAUACUGAUUUGUGCAACAUGAUUUGUUCUCACUCCUUUAGUAGCAAAGCUCAAAAGCUCAAAGCAAAUUCAUUAUCAAAGUAUGUACAGUAAGUGUCACCAUAUACAACCCUAGAUUAAUUUUCUUGAAGGCAUUCACAUUAGAACAAAGAAAAAUAACAGAUUCAAUGAAAAAACUACACACAAAGACUGACAGACAAUCAAUGUGUAAAAGAAGACAAACUGUGCAAUUGCUAAAACAAUCAAUGCCAAGUAAAUAAAUAAAACUCUGA
Molecule: messenger RNA, 6094 nt
Organism: Hypanus sabinus (Atlantic stingray)
Lineage: Eukaryota; Metazoa; Chordata; Chondrichthyes; Myliobatiformes; Dasyatidae
Gene: selplg
Product: selectin P ligand
Exons: 2
Coding region: 3799-5028 (409 amino acids)
Biological process (GO): leukocyte tethering or rolling; hemopoiesis
Cellular component (GO): plasma membrane
Source: RefSeq, a predicted model, not a curated record